AUGUCCGCCGGCUGGUUCGUGAUCCUUGUUCGGGGAUACGUCCAUCCCUGUAGGGAUGACUGCGAUGCGAAGAAGUGGAUGCGGUCGAGAAAGAUGGUUGGGAUAACGGAGAUCGCCCACUGGGUACGUGCGAACGAGGAGGGCGAGGUCGAAUGGGAAUUGGUUCUGGCGACGAGCGAGGAGUGGAUGCGGGUAUUCCAUUAG
This is a messenger RNA of Sparassis crispa, 204 nucleotides long. RefSeq lists its product as hypothetical. Bases 1 to 204 code for a protein of 67 amino acids. NCBI's taxonomy places the organism in Eukaryota, Fungi, Basidiomycota, Agaricomycetes, Polyporales, Sparassidaceae. The transcript has a single exon. The record is from RefSeq and is a predicted model, not a curated record.